CGUUUUAGUGCAGAAGAUGGGUAAACGUGAUAGUACCAUAUCAUAGGAUGACAUUUAUUCUCCAUGAAACCGGGUCACUAUGACAACAUUCCUUGGGACACUCCGUACUGUUUGCCCUGAGUAUCCCGGAUGGAUAGGUCAAAUGUGGGUUCACCAUGGCAUCUACAACUUCUGGUAAAGAUACAACGUUGGACAAGGCUGAAGAAUACCACACCGAAAUAGCAGUACUUAUGUCGCCUGUCAUUAUCAUCCUGGGGAUUCUGAUGCUGGUUGGAUUCUUCGGAAACAUCCUGGUGAUAUAUAUCAAUGCUGUCAGGCUGAAGAGAAGUACCACGCACCUGUUCAUCAUCGCCUUGGCUGUUGCUGACACUGUUGUGUGCACUGUGUGUAUUCCAGUAGAAAUCGUUGUAAUCCGCUAUCUCUACUCCUUCGACGUCCCAUGGCUUUGCAGGGUGUUCCGUACGAUUGUCCUGGCCUGUGUGAUUAGUUCAAUAUCUGUUCUUGUAUCCAUAGCCGUGGACAGAUACAAACGAGUAUGCACUCCUUUCAAGUCUCAGAUAUCUUUGAAAACGGCGAAAAUUGCAGUUGGUGUUGGGUGUGUUAUUGCUUUGAUUCUUGCGUCACCCUCCAUGGUUAUUCUAGGCACGAAGACUGUAAACAGAACAGUGAUCGGCUACGCAUGCGCCACGGAUGACAGCAUGAUAAAGACUCCGUUUCCAGGGCUGUUUAAUGGGAUGCAACUUCUCAUAGCCGUGCUUUCUAUUUCCACUGUUACUUCCCUCUAUGCCAUGAUCCUGAAGAGAGUCCGCGCACAGAAGAGGUACAGAGAAGGAAUGAGUCCUAAACAUGUUGAUAGCAAGGUAUGUUCAACACACUCUAGUGAUGCGCCAUAUGAGACUGACACGUCAAUCACGUCAACACAAGACACCGCAGUGCAAUCACCACAGGGUAACAUACCAACGAGUGAGGAUACUGUGACAUCAUCACGCGACAUCACGGUGACAUUAUCACAGAGUGAGUUACCGUCGGAUGACGAUACGAUCUCGUCAAACGACAAGACGACAUCUCCAAUCAACAAAAAUCCAAGACAACAAGAUGCAAAAGUAAACUCUGCUCUGAAGAAGGGGACGCACAAGACCACGUUUAUGAUGUUUAUCAUCACAGCUGUGUUCAUUCUCAGCUUUAUACCCCAUCUGGCUCUGAUGGCGACAAGAGCCGUGCAGAAACACACGUACGAUCAUCUGGAGGGAGCACCAUUGGCUCUGUAUAACUUAUUCCUCAGGACAUACUUCAUCAAUUCAGUGUCCAAUCCCAUCAUAUAUGGUUUCAUGAGUGACACAUUCCGAUCACAGGCAAAGAUUGUAUUUAAACGGAUGUGUUUUAAGAAGUAAUGCAAGUACGUGCGAAAAUAUUCGUUCGGCCGAAUUAUGUUGUUCACAUUCUACAAUAUAAGUUUAUAUUUAGUUGUCUAAUAUAUGUAUGAUAUUUACCCAUAGACUGUCAACAGAUUAACAUAUCGUGACAUCGUGUAACUGGGUUGAAUGACGUACUAGUGCGUCAUGACCACGUCAUGCCAUAAGGGUUUACAUGAGGUGCUGAUGCCUACAUGCACACGUAACGUUGUGACUGGAUACAGUGACGUACUCUUGACCCAUACCCACGUCAUGCUGUUAAUGCGUACACUGACGUAUUGGUCAUCCAUAACCACGUCAUGCUGUAUGUGGGUAUAAUGACCUACCAGUGCCAUCAUGACCAUGCCAUGUUAUAAGGGUGUACAUGACCUACUGGUGCCUUCAAGCACACGUAACGUUGUGACUGGGUACAAUGACGUACUAUUGACCCAUACCCACGUCAUGCUGUUAAUGCGUACACUGACGUAUUGGUCAUCCAUACCCACGUCAUGCUGUAUGUGGGUAUAAUGACCUACCAGUGCCAUCAUGACCAUGCCAUGUUAUAAGGGUGUACAUGACCUACUGGUGCCUUCAAGCACACGUAACGUUGUGAAUGGAUACAAUGACGUACUCUUGACCCAUACCCACGUCAUGCUGUUAAUGCGUACACUGACGUAUUGGUCAUCCAUACCCACGUCAUGCUGUAUGAUCCAUGCCUACGUAUCCAUACUCGGUACAAUGACAUACUGACCCGUGAAGAUCCGGAGUAGAAUAGGUCUUCAGCAACCAUGCUUUCAGUAAACGACGACAAUGUUUGUCGUAAGGGGUCGACUAACGGAAUCGAGUGGUCAGGCUCGCUGACUCGGUUAAUGCAUUUCAUUGUAUCCCAAUUGCGUGGAUCGAUGCUCAUGAUGUCAAUGACUGGAUUGUGUGGUCCAGACUCGAUUAUUCACAGACAGCCGUCAUACAGCUGGAAUAUUGCUGUGUGCGGCGUUAACAACAAACAAACAAACAAUGACAUACUGAUGCCAUCAUGUACAUGUCAUGGGGUAAAGUGAUACAGUUGUGCCGCCAUGAAAGGUGGAAAUGAAGAGAGCUCUCCGGUUCUUUGACCAUAUUAUGCAAAAUAUAUAAACUCGAUAUACAUCUUUACUUCCAGGUGGGGUCCUGGUUGGAGUAGGCCCCCAGCAACAUGUGCUGGAUCGAGAGGUCAGGCUCGGUGCCUUUGGUGAUUGCAUGUCACCACAGGACAUGAGUGUACACCAGGGUGCUGGAGUGCUGGGAUAAUAUCAUGUGUAGACGAUUAAAUCCAGGUAAACAAGCUCCCAGAAUAUAUAGUACAUAAUUUUACUUGUAUUCACCUUUGAUCCUUCUUUUUUAACACAAAUUAGACGAUUAAACCCCAUUUCACAUCA
Haliotis rufescens (red abalone) is the source of this 2806-nucleotide messenger RNA. RefSeq names its product neuropeptide S receptor-like. Bases 156 to 1391 code for a protein of 411 amino acids. The record is from RefSeq and is a predicted model, not a curated record. Gene Ontology annotation, cellular component: membrane. Gene Ontology annotation, molecular function: G protein-coupled peptide receptor activity. The transcript is spliced from 2 exons. Gene Ontology annotation, biological process: neuropeptide signaling pathway. Lineage: Eukaryota; Metazoa; Mollusca; Gastropoda; Lepetellida; Haliotidae.